GCAACAAUUUUUUAACAUCCUGUGUAAUUCAUAUCUCAGUAUAUCGACAGCUAUUUAUUGUGGUAGGGGGUUUAAAGAAUAAUAGAACAGGGAAUACGCAAGGAAUGACAAAACAAUAUACCAUGUGAUACAUUUGUUGUUUUGAUGUACUCAUCCAUGACCAUAUUAAUAUUUAAAUACUUAACCGCACUACGAACGGGUGGAAAAGUCGAACUUUUAAAUUACGCAAGCCUAGGAUUUGUUUUAAAUAGAUCACAACUGUUUACUUUUUAACGCUUUAGUCAAGUAUGCGAGAUGUCUCGAGUCCUGAUCGUCAUGUUCGGGAUUGAUUUAGUUCAAGGACUGUUUCCAUUUACGGACUACAAUGUCCGUCUCCAGUUUAAUGAUGUCAAAGUUAAUGUUACACACUUAAGAGACAGAGAAAUACGAUCUGCUGAUUCAUCUGAACAAAGUGUCAUAUCCUUUUACAUCAAAGAUGAAUUAAUAGAAUUCAAACUAACAAGUAACAGGGGAUUACACAAAAACGUGCCAGUAUAUACAACUGAUAAUAAGGGCAGCGUAAAAAUACAGCAUUUAUCACAGCCGGAAAGUAAACAACAGGUCAAAUUUUAUCAAGAUGCUACAAAACAUAGAGCAGCUUUUAUUAUGAUACAAAAUUCUUCCUCACAAUGCAUGACAGGAGUGUUUUUACACAGAAAAAAUGAGUAUCUAAUUGAGCCAGAACCAAAAGCCUGUUUGUCUGACUCUGGCGGAGAUAUAAAAUACAAGGUUGUACAGUUAGACCAGACACGCCAUACCUUUUCAGAUCCAAUUCUGCCAAGUAUGAACCCAGAAAAUUGGCAGCAUAACACGAGAAAAAGACAUAGGCAUAGGAGACAAAUAAACGACUAUGAAAUAGAGAUGUUUUUUAUCAUUGAUUAUGCCAUUUAUGAAUACUGGUAUACACAGAGUAAAGCAAGUGGAACGAGAGAGAGGGAUGAAGAUGCUAAAAAUAACAUAAGACAAUUCUACUCUUUCGUCAUAAAUGGGAUGGACGUUCGUUUUAAAAACAUCCAAACUUCUGCGUUCAAAAUUUCUAUUGUAUUUUCUGGUAUUUAUAUCGCUGACGCACCUUCUAAAUCAGAGUUUACAGAAAAGUUUAAAGUUUCUACAACUUCCGGGUACCAAGUAGACUCCAAUAACGUUCUCAACGCUGUGACGUCAUGGGUUAAAGUAACCCCCGGUCUGCCAAAAUACGACCAUGCUAUGAUGUUUACACGAUACGAUUUUACCAGUAGUGGAUCUGCGGAUACUACAGGACUUGCCUGGCUAGGAACUCUAUGUACAGAUCAAGCUGUCUCAGUGGUAGAGGACCACUUUAAUUUCAACGCCAUCACAGUGGCAGCACACGAGCUAGGACACGGAUUAAGUGCAAAGCACGACGGAGAUGGAAACACCUGCAAUGGUGCUGAUGCUUACGUCAUGGCCCCCAGUACCACUCCUGUGGAUAACCAAAAUCCAUGGAAAUUUUCCACGUGUUCCACAAAUUAUUUCAUCAACUUCAUCAAUAAGCUUAACCGGAACAAUAAUAACUGUAUGAGUGUCUUAAGUCCAAACUUCAAUCCUGACGCAUUAAAGCAAUAUACAGCGCUCCCUGGUGAGAUAUAUGAUGCAGAUGAACAGUGCAGACGUAUUGUGGGUCCAAACUCUGGAUUAUGUAAGAGUAUAUACAGGCAAAACUUUGCGUCUUUGUGCACAAAAUUAUGGUGCACGAGGGGUGAUGGAAGUAAUGGUUGCGUCUCGGCAGUAGGGGGAGAUGGUAUUCAAUGUGGGAACAAAAAGUGGUGUAUUUCUGGUGUCUGUAAAUUUGAUGAAUGUGCGCCCCCAGGUGACGAAUCUUGUUUGUAUGGAGAUAGAGAGGGUGUUGCAAUCACGUUUAAUGGAGUGGAGACCACGUGUUCCUUUGAAGAUAUAAAGAGAAAUCCAAGCGUUUGCUACUCAGUAAAAGACACUUGUUGUCGACAGUGCAGAAAUUUCUAUACUGGAAUAAUAGGCUGUGAAUAUGGAGACAGAGCAAAAGGCUGUAGUAAGUCCAUUUGUCCAUGGAACCCUAGUCGUUGUUGUGGAACAUGUUUCAAUGGAACAUUGAGUACACCGUCCUAUGAGCCAUCAACAACACAAAAGAUCCUUAAUGUUUGUAAGAUGAGAGUCACAACACCUUCUUCUCCAAGCAAUACAGAAGGGAUCCAUACCUACUUUAUCUACGGUGGUGCAGCUGCUGUCAGUCUGAGUCUACUAAUUGUUAUCUGCAUCUGCAGUAUUUAUCAUAAACGAAAGCAGGAACCUAGAAAGGUUCCGAAGUCCAAACUCCAUGGUUUUUCAAAUCCUGCUAUAGGAUAUAUACUAAAGCAACAAAGUGAAAGUAAAAUGCUUCGAGUAUUGAUUUUGAUGUUAGGAAUUGAUUUUACCAUUGGAAUAUUUCCGCAUUCUAGAAAUAGGGGAAACAACAAAGUCGACGAUGUCAUAGUGAAGAUUAGAGGACUUAGUGAUGAUGGUAUAAAAUUAACAAAUGGUUCCAAGCAUUUAUCGCUGUCCGUCAACAUCAGUAAUGAUUUUAUAGACUUUGAUCUGACCUGGAAUCAAAAACUACAAACAAAUACACCUAUAUACACAACUAAUUCAAAAGGAAUUGUAAAGAUUCAACGUAUUCAACAAUCAAAGGAGGUCAGAUUCUAUCAGGACGUGAGAAAUGGAGCAUCCUUUAUGAUUAUGUCCAAUAAUUCCUACUCAUGCAUGACAGGGAUAUUUCUAUACAGAAAAAGUGAGUUUAUACUGGAACCUGAAUUAGAAGAUUGCCUCCAGGUCAACGAUAGAGACAAAAAGUACAAGAUCACAGAAGUGGAGAGGUCACAUGCAUCGUUUGCUGAUGCUUUGAAACCAACAGGGUUGGACCAAGGUGGACGUAUCCAUGGUAUAAAGAGCAGAAUAAACAGGAGAAGAAGACAAAUAAAUCACUACAAAAUAGAGUUGUUCUUUAUCAUCGAUUACUCCAUCUAUUCGUAUUGGUAUGCACAAAGCAAAGCCUCAAAUGUAACUUCCAAAGAUGAAGAGGCGAAAGAAAGUAUCCGACAGUUCUACUCUUUUGUUAUCAAUGGGAUGGACGUUCGUUACAAAAAUAUCCAAACCUCUUCCUAUACAAUAUCAAUUCUGUUUUCUGGAAUAUACAUUGCUGACAAUGCCUCAAAAUCCACCUUCACAGAAAAUAACAAAAUUUCAUCAGUGUCUGGUACACAAGUUGACUCUAAUGUAGCACUCACAGCCGUGACGUCAUGGUUACAGGAAACUUCCGGGUUACCUCAAAAUGAUCACGCAAUGAUGUUUACAAGAUACGACUUUACUAAGGAUGGUUCUCCAGACGUGGCAGGGUUAGCCUGGCUUGGAGCUGUAUGCACGACCAAGUCUGUAUCCGUAGCGGAGGACCACUUUGAUUUUAACGUUAUCACGACUGCAGCUCAUGAAUUAGGACAUGGAUUGAGUGCUGAGCAUGACGGAAGUAACAAUGCUUGCAGUGGUAACGAUGCCUAUAUAAUGGCCGCAACCUCUGUUCCGGUGGAUAAUCAAAAUCCCUGGAAAUUUUCCAUAUGUUCCACCAAUUAUUUCACGUCCUUCAUCGACAAAUUGAACAGGGAAAACAACAACUGUAUGACGGUCUUAAGUCCAGAGUACAAUCCUGACGCACUAAAACAGUACACAGCGCUCCCUGGAGAGAUAUUCGAUGCUGACGCACAUUGUCGACAUAUUGUCGGCUCAGUAUCUUCAUUUUGUAAGGGACUUUACAACCAAAACUUCACAUCCAUCUGUACGAAAUUAUGGUGUAGAAAGACUGAUGGGAGUGGUUUGUGUGUCUCAACCGUGGGUGGAGACGGACUUCAAUGUGGAAAUAAAAAAUGGUGUAUCGCUGGUGUGUGUAAAAGCGAUGAAUGUGCACCUCCUGGGGACGAAUCGUGUUUGUAUGGAGAUAGAGAAGGCAAAGUCAUCGAGUUCAAUGGAAAUAAUGUAACCUGUUCCUUUGAAGACAUAAAGAAAUACCCUUUCCUUUGCUACGACAUAAACACGCAAUGUUGCCGACAGUGUCAAAACUUCUAUACCGGAAUAACAGGAUGUGAGUAUGGAGACAGAACUUCUGGCUGCUUAUCAAUACACUGUCCAAACAACCCCGAUGUCUGCUGUGGAACAUGUUACAAUGGACCAGCAAUAACGACGCCAUCAGAGGAACCAACAACACAAAGGUACCAAAACCCGUGUAGAACAACAGUAAAGCUUACAACUACUGAACAAACAACCUCGGUAUCAUCCAAAACAACACAAGCACCAUUAACAACAACAAAAGAAACGAUAACUACAGUACAAACAUCUUCAAAAUCAUCGACCACAAUUUCAUCAUCCCUGAUAACAACUGUAGCAUCAUCAGCAACAACAAAGAGUAUCGAAUCGCAGACAACAACCAGAUCACAAAGUUCAACAGCACAUACUGCAACACCUUCCACAGCGAUGGAGACAACGACAAUACAAAAAGUAAAUCUUCCAGGAGGUAUUUUAGAAAGUAAGUUGCUUGACUAUUAUUAA
This is a messenger RNA of Saccostrea cuccullata (small rock oyster), 4605 nucleotides long. RefSeq lists its product as uncharacterized. The transcript is spliced from 32 exons. Bases 295 to 4605 code for a protein of 1436 amino acids. Gene Ontology annotation, molecular function: metalloendopeptidase activity. Lineage: Eukaryota; Metazoa; Mollusca; Bivalvia; Ostreida; Ostreidae. The record is from RefSeq and is a predicted model, not a curated record. Gene Ontology annotation, biological process: proteolysis.